AUGGAUCCGUUUGUAAACCUCAAGAUCGUCUCAAUCUUCACCGUCCUUGCGACGUCCAUCAUUGGCGUCAUGCUUCCUGUCCUUCGCUGGAGAAAGGAGGGUCCCAAGACGGCAGAGGAGCCUUCCUUCUGGUUCUUCCUGCUCCGAGCGUACGCAGCUGGCGUCAUGCUGGCGCUGGCGUUCGUGCACAUCAUCUCCGACGCUUUCUCAGUCAUGGAUGGGUUGACGGGCAACUUCCCCAUCGCGUCUGUUCUCGUCAUGGUGGGCGUGAUGCUCAUGAUGCUGGUCGAGCGAGCUUCUCUCGACUUCGGGUCUCGCUGCUUCGGAAGCUCAGGCGACGCCGCCAGGGUCUGCUGCCACUCGGACGUGCACCAGCACUCGCACGGGUGCCUGCGACAUGCGCAUCAGUCCAACGACUGUCAUCACGAGGACGCGGAAGAAAUCUUCGUCAUCGAGAGUCAUGCCCUGCCUCCACAUGUCCCUCACGCUGUAGCUGACGAGGAGCUGGGGACUUCCGUACCUCCGUCGCUGGAGGCUCUCAAGGCCGCAGACCUUCCUCAAGUCAGCGGCGAUGCACAAGGAGAUCUGGCCGACGUUGUGGACGCCAAGCCGCGGGUGAUGCUGGGGAUGCUUGAGUUCGGCAUCGUAGUGCACUCGGUGAUCAUAGGGAUGGAUCUGGGAGUGAGGACGCAGAAGCCGAGCGCCAUCGUGGGGCUGAUGAUUGCUCUCUGCUUCCAUCAGUUCUUUGAAGGCCUCGGCCUCGGAUCCUGCAUCGCUUACGUCAUGCAUGAGCACGGAUCGGCGAUGCAAUGGCCCAAGAUCAUGCUCAUGGUGAUGCUCUUCUCCAUCACGUUUCCCCUCGGCGUAGCGCUGGGGAUGAUCAGCAUCGCUGCGCAGAGCUUUCAUGCUCAAGAUCUGUUCCAUCCUUGGCUGCAAGGAACUCUCGACGCUUUGAGCGGAGGCAUCCUGGUUCACCUAGCCUUCAUUCACUUCAUCUCAGAGGAUUUCAGUCGGACGGACAUCAACUCUCCUAAGCACUUGCGGCUCAGAUGGAGCAUGCUUCUCAGCGUCAUCCUAGGGGCGACCUGCAUGUCGCUCCUCGCGCUCCAAGCUUGA
Molecule: messenger RNA, 1116 nt
Organism: Guillardia theta CCMP2712
Lineage: Eukaryota; Cryptophyceae; Pyrenomonadales; Geminigeraceae
Exons: 4
Coding region: 1-1116 (371 amino acids)
Biological process (GO): zinc ion transmembrane transport
Cellular component (GO): plasma membrane
Molecular function (GO): zinc ion transmembrane transporter activity
Source: RefSeq, a predicted model, not a curated record